AUGAAGUUGAACCACCUGACCGUGAUCACCUGCUCAAUGAAGAAGAUUGCCGAAAUCAAAGGCGUCCUCGGCGAGGAGAUUCCAUUUGAGAUCAUUCAUUCAAAGCUCGAUCUGGAGGAGUACCAGGGCGAUCCGAACGGUGAUGAGGACUUUAUUGUGAAGGAAAAGUGCAAGUUGGCCGCCAGAACAAUUAAGGGACCGGUGAUCGUGGAGGACACUUCGGUCAUAUUCACUGCACUAAAAGGCUUGCCAGGCCCGUACAUCAAGUGGUUCGACGAAACCAUCGGCUCCAGUGGAAUGUGGCGCAUUCUGAAGGACUACGAGGACAAGAGCGCCACGGCCAUCUCCAAAAUCGCAUUCAGCGAGGGCGUCGACCAGCCGGUACACGUCUUUGAAGGUCACCUGAAGGGCACCAUCGUCGAGCCAAGAGGCAGCGGCUUCACCUGGACCUCGUGUUUCCAACCGGACGGCCAGACGCAGGUCUUUGAUGAGAUGGAGCUGUCGCUAAAGAACACACUCUCAGAGCGCUCCUUUGCGGUGAAAAAGUUGAAAGCUUUUCUACUAGAAAAGUACAGUGGCAACUCCAAGGUCAAUGGAUCAUCAACUCAAAACGGCAAUGGACUGUCUGUUUAG
Molecule: messenger RNA, 633 nt
Organism: Rhagoletis zephyria (snowberry fruit fly)
Lineage: Eukaryota; Metazoa; Arthropoda; Insecta; Diptera; Tephritidae
Source: RefSeq, a predicted model, not a curated record